AGUACCUACUUUUGAUAUUUUAUUACUGAUCUUCUCGAGAGUUGUGUUCCUAAUUACUAUAAUACCUUGCCUGUUCCUUGUCAAUUGAGCAUAUUUUUGCCCGCCUACGGGCUGAGCCGGCUCGCCCGUCACUGUUUUCCCGAGUUAAUCUGUCCGCUACCGCCCGCUGAGUUUGGUCGCCUGGUAGAUGAACUCCAUAUUAUCCGACAUUAUCCCAGUCACUUAAUAAUCCAAAUGGAAUAUAAAAAAAUAAUAAUUGUAUUUUCCGUAUGUGUAACAUACGUUUUGGGUUACAAUUAUAAUUUAAAUUAUGAUCCUUAUUUCCCAAAUAAUAAUUACUGCAAUGAUUUGUCUCCUUAUUACGGAAAUAUAAGUUUGGAUCUUAUUUCCGGCGUUUGGUAUGGAGUCGAAAAAAUACCUCACAAUAAAGGCGAAUACAAAAUAGACUACACUAAGGAGUGUUUCUACAUUGACAUAAAGGAGGAACAUGUUCAGCCAACUCCUCCUACGUAUCCGCCGCUGGCCUAUACGUACUUGAGCACAAGUUACGGGUUCAACCAGCCCGAACACUACCGGAUGAGGUACUUCGUCGUCGAGUGGCACGAGGGCCUGUUUCGAAGCGACUACCACGUCAAAGUUAACACUUCACAUAUGGGCUUCUGGAUAUCGAAUGUACCCAGCACAGCCGUAGAAAACAUGUACCGUUAUUUCGGCGGAGUAAUUCAGGUACUAAAGGUAGCCAAUAACCAUUUGGUCCUGAACUUCUGCCAGACGAUGCCCCAUCGGGAGUUCUACAGCGUGGUGUUCUCAAGGAAUGAAAAUCAGCUCACGCCCGAGGACCUGUCGAGCAUUCACAGCAUCUUUACGACCAAACAUCUCUCCACCUCGGCCUUGAAGCGAGUUUGCGACAAUUCAGGGACAGCGCUUCAAUUCUCGGUCGUCAUGUUACUACUGACCAGUUUGUUAAUAUGGAGGUCUGAUGCAUAUUAGAUAACGGUUAUGCAACUAUAUAUAUAUAUGUGUUAAAUAAUGUGGUUGUACAGUGUGUUUCCAAGCAUGUAAAGCGUGUUUUUAUAUCCGACGUACUAAAAUGUCAAUUAUUAUUUACUGCUCAAGCACACAAAUCGGGUAGCAUCGGGGCAUAUAAAAUAUUACGGAUGGGUGACUUUUCUGUGGACCUUUUGAAAGUUGAUAUGAUAAAGAAAUGAUAUGGGUAUACUUUUAUAAAAUAUUCAUUAAGUAAAUAGAUUUAAAGAAGUAAAAGGUUCACAUACCUAUAAGGGUCCAGCAAAUAUUUAAAAUAAGCAUUAAAAGUCCAUUUAUUUUAUGAUGCUCACAGGAAAGAUGCAUAAUCUCAACUCUUGCUAAAAAAGUUUUUGAGCCACUUGUUUCUUUCACGAAAGAAACAAAGGGCCUACACGAAAAUUGAAAUUUCGUUAUUUGCCUCUCUAUCUUUCGAAUAUGCAAGAGUGAUAGAGAGGCAGAUAGCGAAAUUUAGGUUUGCAUAUAUCGCGGUAGGCCCUCAGUAUGGUAGCAUUACUUGUGAGGUGUCCGAAUUUUAGUAAGAAUUGUUGUUUUCAAAUUCGCUGGUACCUACCGGUCUGAUAUAGACUCUUUGCGGAAAGAGAAGAGUUGUGCAAUGUAUGGGUAUCGAUACAUUCUAUGACUAUUCUCUUUUCGCACAGACUCUAUACUACCCGUUAUAGCUAUUAGCCAUACAUUUACGGGACAUUGCAAGUCCAGUUAGUUAAAGAAUUAAAACUAUGUAUAAUUAAUCGAUUUGCUCCGUAGUUACUUUUGCUAAUUUGACGCAAAAGAUUACCUAUUUAUUUAUAACUCGAUGACAGCACCUACCGCGAACCACGAACGAAGUUUUGCCUCUCUGUCGCACUGACGUACAAAUUUACAAGUGCGUCAGAGAGGGAAAACUUCGUUCGUGGUUCGCCGUAGGCCCUCAACACUGCUCCGAACAGGUACAAAACUGUAUUAUUUGUUCCUUCGUGUUUCCAAGUUUUUUUUUGCUUCUCAAAUGUGGUGCAUAAAUUGCAUAAUUCUAAGAUUUAUUUUAUUUUAUUUGGUAAUGUGAAUUUUCAUAUAUUUUCCGAUAAUAUUUAUAAUUGUUUAUAAUAAAAGUGUUUUAUUCCUUCG
Messenger RNA from Cydia pomonella (codling moth), 2148 nucleotides. RefSeq lists its product as uncharacterized. The coding region runs from base 235 to 990 and encodes 251 amino acids. The record is from RefSeq and is a predicted model, not a curated record. The transcript has 3 exons. Lineage: Eukaryota; Metazoa; Arthropoda; Insecta; Lepidoptera; Tortricidae.